This is a messenger RNA of Rotaria socialis, 288 nucleotides long. The record is from the annotation of a GenBank genome assembly. NCBI's taxonomy places the organism in Eukaryota, Metazoa, Rotifera, Eurotatoria, Philodinida, Philodinidae.
AUGACACGAACUUCGGCAACUAAAACAAACAUGACAAAAAUGGAAUUAAAAAAGUUAAAAUCCAUUUUACCAACAUUAAAACAAAAACCAACAUCAACACCGAUGGAAAUUGUUCUCGAAACAAUUCGUUACAUUCGACAAUUAGAAGAUCAAUUAAUAGAUCGAUUUCAACUCGAUCCAUCGAAUUCAACUUCGCAAUCCUCACUGUCCGAUGUAUCGACUUUGUCGAAUGAUUCUUCUUUAUUAUCAAUAUCAACUCCAUUACAAGAUAUUGGAAAUAGUAACUAA